Cornus florida is the source of this 975-nucleotide messenger RNA. Its product is annotated as protein NRT1/ PTR FAMILY 2.6-like. Gene Ontology annotation, cellular component: plasma membrane. Gene Ontology annotation, molecular function: transmembrane transporter activity. The record is from RefSeq and is a predicted model, not a curated record. The transcript is spliced from 3 exons. Gene Ontology annotation, biological process: transmembrane transport. NCBI's taxonomy places the organism in Eukaryota, Viridiplantae, Streptophyta, Magnoliopsida, Cornales, Cornaceae. The coding region runs from base 1 to 975 and encodes 324 amino acids.
AUGGUCACUGCUCAUCAGAACAUUGUUUCGUUUACACAUAGAAAGAGGAAGGUCUCGCUUUCAUCCAGAAGUGAGGAUUAUUACAAUGAGCAUGAUGGGGUGACAAGCAUGAUGCCAACAGCACCAACUAAAAGCUUCAAGUGCUUAAAUCGCGCAGCACUGAAAACAGAGGAGGACGCACAAUUAGAAGGCAAAAUCACAAGAUCAUGGAGGCUAUGCAGUGUGAAACAAGUAGAAGAUCUGAAGACUUUAAUCAGAAUUUUCCCACUAUGGUCCACUAGUAUUUUAAUAAGGACCACAAUAGGGAUCCAAUCUAGCUUAGUGGUCCUCCAAACUCUAAGCAUGGACCGUCACAUUGGGCCUCAUUUCAAAAUCCCAGCUGGAUCAAUCCUAGUCACUGCAUUCAUCUCCACCUCCAUCUCUCGCAUCAUCAUCGACCGAUUCCUAUGCCCCACGUGGCAAAAGCUAACUCGUGAAUCUCCGACCCCACUCCAACGUAUCGGUCUUGGCCACAUGUUAAAUGUACUUAGCAUGGCUGUGUCAGCCAUAGUGGAGUCCAAGCGACUUGAUAUAGCCCGAGCCCACCACGUCCAAGACCAGCCAGGUUCCACAGUGCCAAUGUUGGCCUUGUGGCUCCUUCCACUACUGGUCAUUGUUGGUAUUGGUGAAGCAUUUCAUUUUCCGGGACAAGGUGCAUUGUACUAUCAAGAAUUUCCGGUGUCUUUAAAAAGCACAUCAACUGCGAUGAUCGCGAUGCUUAUCGGGAUAGGUUUCUAUCUAAGCACGGCCCUGAUCGAUUUGGUUCGGAGGGUAACAGGAUCGUUACCGGAUAAUAUAAAUAAUGGGAGACUAGAUAAUGUGUAUAAACUUGGGUUAUUAUUUAACCACAGUGUAUUGGACGUUAACUGUGGUUGGGGUGUUAAACUUGGGUUAUUAGUUAGUAUGUGCAAGGUUGUACAAGUAUUGAAAUGUUGA